UGACAUUAUUCGCUCACUUCUGAGGAAGCUCCGCCCAGGUAUCGUCUCUUCAAAGUGAAUUCCCUGUCCCGCUACAGUUACUCGAAACUGCGGAGUCCAUAGCACAGUUUACAGUGCACUAGUUCAGGAUUUAGUAUACGCCAUCCGCUUAGGCUACGUGUUGGAAGUAUAAUGGCUUUACGGGUUGUUUUACAAGGUCCUGGACCGUGGGGCUUCCGUCUGGUCGGGGGAAAAGAUUUCGAACAGCCUCUGACUAUCUCGAGGGUGACCCCAGGAAGCAAAGCGGCUCAAGCAGACCUUUGUAUGGGGGACAUGAUCCUGGCCAUAGAUGGAGAAUCAACAGAGGGCAUGACUCACCUGGAAGCACAAAAUAAAAUCAAAGCUUGCAUAGAGGAAAUGGUGCUUUCCAUUGACAGAUCAGAGUCAAACAUGUGGUCCCCACUGGUCACUGAAGAAGGAAAGACCAAUCCAUAUAAGAUGAAUCUGGCAAAUAAAGAAACACAGGAGAUGAAACAUAUAGGCGCUGCUCAUAACAGGAGUGCCAUUCCUUUCAGUUCUGGUAGUCCGAGGGUGGUCACCAACAUGUACAAUAACCCUGCUGGCCUGUAUUCCUCUGAAAACAUUAAGAGUUUCAACAGUGCAGUGGACGGCGUCCAGACUUCUGCUGCCUCCAGUGAAGCCAGUAGGAACCCAGAUCCCUGUAGACCUGGCCAGCCAAUGCCUGCGUUAGCUGCAGACUCUGAAGUGUACAAAAUGCUGCAGGAGAAUCAAGAAUCCAAUGAGCCUCCUCGCCAGUCUGCCUCUUUUAAAGUUCUGCAGGAGAUCCUGGAAACUGGUGAUACAGAUAAACCCUCAGGCUUCAGAAGUGUCAAAGCCCCCACCACAAAAGUUGGAGCCUCCGUUGGGAAUCCUGAAAAUCUCUCUCUUUGUGACAAAUGUGGUUCAGGGAUUGUAGGAUUGAUGGUCAAAGUUCGAGAUAAGUUUCGCCACCCAGAAUGCUUCGUCUGCACAGACUGCGGGAUCAAUCUUAAGCAAAAAGGACACUUUUUUGUCGAGGACAAAAUUUACUGCGAGAAACACGCACGUGAACACGUCACUCCUCCAGAGGGUUAUGAUGUUGUCACUGUUUUUCCAAAGUAGAAUGUUUCCCACGUUCUACUUUAAAACUGCACCUUCCCUUAUGUGGGGAAUUCCUUUGGAAAUCUGUAACACUUUAUUUGGAUAGUCUUUCAGUGAGGCUGCUUUGUUGCCAAUAUGAAUGUUUGUAACAGCUCUUACAUACUCAGACAGAUGUGCAUGGAUAUAAAUGGACUUUGG
Messenger RNA from Sinocyclocheilus rhinocerous, 1317 nucleotides. RefSeq names its product PDZ and LIM domain protein 1-like. Gene Ontology annotation, biological process: actin cytoskeleton organization; muscle structure development; heart development. The record is from RefSeq and is a predicted model, not a curated record. The transcript is spliced from 7 exons. Lineage: Eukaryota; Metazoa; Chordata; Actinopteri; Cypriniformes; Cyprinidae. Gene Ontology annotation, molecular function: muscle alpha-actinin binding; actin binding. The coding region runs from base 172 to 1140 and encodes 322 amino acids. Gene Ontology annotation, cellular component: Z disc; stress fiber; filamentous actin.